UUAUUAAUAAUUAAGCGACGAUAUUCCUUUAUAUAGAAUAAAUAAAGUGUUUUUACCAUGUUUAUUUUAAUAAAAUAAAAAUUAAUUUUAAUUAUUUAAAAACAAACUUGAAGUUAGAUAUUAAAGCAUAACCUCACUAAAAAGAAAUGCACGAUUUUGAUUUAAAAAAUGUAAUUUUUUUCGUUUUCGCGAAAAAUUUCGCUUCAUAUACUCAAAAGGAUUAAACGCAAAAAUUCGCAUCCUUUAUAUAGAAUAAGUAAAGUGUCUUUACAUGUUUAUUUUAAUAAAUUUAAUUAUUUAGAAACAAACUUGAAGUUGGCUCCUUAAAAGAUAACCUCAAAAAUAAAUCUAACCUCACUAAAAAAAACACGAUUUUGAUUAAAAAAAAUGUUAUUUUUAUCGUUUUCGCGACAAAUCCCGCUUCAUAUCCUUAAAAGGUUUAAACAUAAAGAUUCGCAUUGGUCGGUGGCUCGUAAAAAGAAAUCGCACACUCAAAGAGCCCUCGAACAUUUCAACGAAUUUUACGAACCGAUUUAUAAAACAGAUUGGGGAGGUAUUCGGCAAGGAUUACUUACCCGGCAAAAAUAUGUGGCUUUAAUAAACAAUUUUUCUGACUCUGAAAGGAUUUGUAAUGAAUUAGAACGAACCGGCGCAAUGAAUUUGCGGAGAUUAUUUCAUUUAGAAAAGGAAUAUUUAAGUAUUAAUAACAAGAAGUUAAACCAAAGUAUUAAAACUUUAAAAAAUACUAAUAAUGAGAGUAUUAAUGAAGAUAAAAUUGAAAAAAUCGAUUCAAAUCGAAUUAUAGAUGGUGUUAAUUCAAAUUUGAGCUUAACCGAAUUUGUUCCUGCCACAAAAAUCAAAGGGAUGGAAGAUUUUAUAACAGAAUCAGAACAUUAUAAUUCUUAUAACCCCCAAGAUUCUUCUAUUGUAGAAAUUGAAAAACAAUACGAUUUUAAUUUCCCAAAUACCUUAAAUGUUUAUAUAUACGACACGAUGGAUAAACAAACAUUUAAAUCGCCCCGAAAAGGCUCAACAGGCGUUUUAGAUUAUUAUUUAUUAGAUGCAGGUUCUUUACUCCCAAUUUUAGCCCUAGAUAUCCAACCAAACGAAAAAAUCCUCGAUAUGUGCUCCUCCCCCGGUGGAAAAAGCUUAAUAAUCCUUCAAACUCUUUACCCAAAAACCCUAAUUUGCAACGACAUCUCAAAAUCAAGAAUUGACCGUAUUUUUAAAGUCAUGAAAGAGUAUUUGUACGAUUUAAACGAAAAUUGGUUCGAAACCGGGCGAUUAAAAAUCCAAAAUAUGGAUGGGAGGGAUAUUAAUGACGAAUUUGAUAGGGUUUUAGUGGAUGUUCCAUGUACGACCGAUCGGCAUUCGGUUAAUCAAGAAGAUAAUAACAUUUUUAAACCCGAUCGGAUUAAAGAACGAUUAAAGUUACCUGAAUUGCAGUCCGAUUUACUUGUGAAUGCGUUAAAAAUGGUUCGAAUUAAUGGAACGGUGGUUUAUUCGACUUGUACGUUAAGUCCCAUUCAAAACGACGGGGUUGUUCAUAUGGCGUUAAAAAGGAUUUGUGAAGAAACCGAUUUAGGGUUUAAAAUAAUUGAUAUGAGACCUGCUUUAAUGCAGGUACUUACCUCUUAUAAAAUGUUUGGAUCCUCCUGGAAAUAUGGUCACUUGGUUGUUCCAAAUCUAAGUCGAAAUUUUGGGCCUACUUAUUUUUGUAAAUUGGAGAGAACGCGGUAGUCUGGAAAAAAUCAAAAAGGAAAAACGUUUCG
Onthophagus taurus is the source of this 1772-nucleotide messenger RNA. Its product is annotated as 5-methylcytosine rRNA methyltransferase l(2)10685. The record is from RefSeq and is a predicted model, not a curated record. Gene Ontology annotation, molecular function: RNA methyltransferase activity. Lineage: Eukaryota; Metazoa; Arthropoda; Insecta; Coleoptera; Scarabaeidae. Gene Ontology annotation, biological process: rRNA methylation. Gene Ontology annotation, cellular component: mitochondrial large ribosomal subunit.